Danio aesculapii is the source of this 2961-nucleotide messenger RNA. RefSeq names its product steroid 17-alpha-hydroxylase/17,20 lyase. The coding region runs from base 1 to 1488 and encodes 495 amino acids. The transcript has 9 exons. Lineage: Eukaryota; Metazoa; Chordata; Actinopteri; Cypriniformes; Danionidae. The record is from RefSeq and is a predicted model, not a curated record. Gene Ontology annotation, molecular function: heme binding; steroid 17-alpha-monooxygenase activity; iron ion binding. Gene Ontology annotation, biological process: progesterone metabolic process; hormone biosynthetic process.
AUGUGUUCAGUGAGUGUGUGUGUGUGUUCCACUGCUCUUCUCCUCCUCCUCCUGCUGUUAAUCCGGCGCCUGCUGGAGGGUGUGUGUUCCUCCAGUGUGUCGUUCCCGUGUCUGCCGCGUCUGCCCCUGUUGGGGAGUUUACUGCAUCUGCGCUCGGACCUCCCGCCACACCUGCUCUUCACACAGCUGUCGUCUCAGUACGGGCCGCUGUUCGGGCUGUACGCCGGGCCGCACCUCACGCUGGUGGUCAGUGAGAUCAGUCUGGUCAGAGAAGUGCUGCUGCAGCGGGGCAGAGAGUUCGCCGGACGACCCAAGAUGGUGACCACUGACCUGUUGACUCAGGGUGGGAAGGACAUUGCGUUUGCUGACUACAGUCCACUGUGGAAGAACCACCGGCGUCUGGUUCACUCCUCAUUCACACUGUUCGGCGAGGGCUCCAAUAAACUGCAGACCAUUGUGCAGGAGGCAGCUGACAGUCUGUGUGAGGAGCUCCAGGUCUGCAGGGGUCAGAGUUCAGAUCUGAGUAUGGUGUUGAUGCGCGCCGUCACUAACGUGAUCUGCAGACUGGUGUUCAGCUCCUCCUAUCAGCCCAGCGACCCCGAGCUGCAGACCGUCAUUCAGUACAACGAUGGCAUCGUGCAGACCAUCGCCAGAGGGGGACUCGUGGACAUCUUCCCCUGGUUAAGAAUAUUCCCCAACAAGGAUCUGAAGAGGCUGAAGGAGUGUGUUUCCAUCCGAGACCAACUACUGUACAAGAAACUGCUGGAGCACAAGAAGAGCCUGACACCUGGAGAGCCGCGUGACCUGCUGGACGCUCUCCUGAUUGGUCAGCAGAGAGAAGCAGGUGGUGCUGAUGACAUCACAGAGGAUCACGUGCUGAUGACGGCGGCCGAGACGUUCGGAGCCGGAGUGGAGACGACAUCCACUACACUACUGUGGACCAUAGCGUUCCUGCUGCACCACCCACAGCUGCAGGAGCGUGUUCAGGCUGAGCUGGAUGAGUGUGUCGGUGUGGAUCGUCCUCCGUGUCUCUCUGAUCGUCCUCAUCUGCCGCUGCUGGACGCUGUGCUCUGUGAGGUGAUGCGCAUCCGUCCCGUCAGCCCAAUCCUCAUCCCGCACGUCGCUAUGCAGGACACCAGUUUGGGGGGGCACAGUGUUCCUAAAGGGACGCGUGUUUUGGUGAACAUGUGGGCGAUUCAUCACGACCCCAAACACUGGGACGAGCCUGAGCAGUUCAAACCUGAGCGCUUCCUGGAGCCAUCAGGAAAGAAGAAGACUCCGUCCAGCUUCCUACCGUUUGGUGCAGGUCCGCGGGUGUGUGUUGGAGAAUCUCUGGCCAGAAUGGAGCUCUUUCUGUUUGUUUCUCGCCUCCUGCAGCGCUUCAGCUUCAGCUGUCCAUCAGAGGCGUCGUUGCCGGAUCUGCAGGGCCGCUUCGGGGUGGUGUUACAGCCUGAGCGCUACACAGUCACCGUCACACCCAGACACUGACACACACACAGGGUUGCCAGAUCACAGAUUAUUUUCAGGCCCAAUGACAAUCCGCCAAAAAGGAAUGAAAAGCACCCACUUUUUCCCUUAUCCAAUCAGAGUCAGUGGGGUAUAUGCAGGGGGACUUUUAAUUUUGACUAAGCCGGCCGGUCACUAGAAGUUUAUCGGUAGCUGAAAAACAUGUGUAUGCUGUUAGCCAUUGAUGGAUAUAUAUAAACAGAGUAAACUUGUAUGUAUAUGUGUAUAGAUACAGGGACAAUGAAACUGAAACACUGGCCAAGUUAGUGUUGGAGGUUUGAUGGCUAAAUUUGACCAGUUGGUGUCCAGAGUAAGCUGUCUGAAAGGGACGUCCGACUGAUAACCCUGAUUUAUCCAGAACACAUCAGACCACAGCUGCAGGGUUAAACAUGCUCCUCGACUCUCCUGUCUCCAGCAGAACUCCUGGUCUGGAGCUCCACAGGGUCAAUAUACAUGGAGCUAAACCUCUGUUCACUCGUGGCAAUGCCAAACGUUGGUUUCAGUGGUGUCAGCAGAGAAAAUAUUGAGCUGUGGACAAUGUGAAGCAAGUAUAGUUCUGUGAUGAGUCCACCUUCACUGUCUUUCCCACAUGCGGGAGAGUUACGGUGUGGAGAGGCCCCAAAGAGGCGUCCCACCCAGACUGCUGAUUCCCAGAGUGUGUGGGGGAUCAGUGAUGGUUUGGGCUCAAUAUCAUGGCAUUCCCUAGGCCCAAUACUGGUGCUAGAUGGGUGCUGGGUCACUACCAAGGGUUACCCAACCAUUCUGGAGGACCACUCUGUGACCCAAUGGGUCAAACAUUGUAUCCUGAAGGUGGUGGUGUGAAUCAGGAUGUUAAUGCAGCGAUACACACAGCAGGACUGGUGAACAUGACAGUAAAGUUGAACAUCUACCAUGGCCUGCAUAGUACCCAGACUAAACAUUAUUGAGCACUUUGGGGUGUUUGAAGGAGCGAGUCAGGAGUGUCAGAAGUCUCAGAGUGUGCAAGAAGCACUGCAUUACAUUACAUUGUCCCGCGCCGUGUCUUUAAAUUAUGAACAUAUUUUACUCCAGGUGUUUUAAAUGGAGUUUCUCCGCUAGGCUGCAGAUCCUGACGGGUGCAUGUGUGUAAACGCCAUUUCAUCUCGUUUUAUGCUUGAUCAGCUAAACGAAUACCAAAGUCUAUUUAACUGACUAUAUUUUAAUGACAUUACAACAUCGAUGCUGUAAAAGGAACCAAAUAAAAUAAAAUAAAAAAGUCAAAUUAACCGUUCACCAGAAGAUUAUUGUUAGGAGACAAAACACUAGCGGUGCAUAUAGGCCGUGCUGAAGAAGAACAGCUCAACAUCUCUCUGCAGGACUUGUGUCUGUCAUUCUGAAGACCAACUCAUGCUGUAUUGAGGAGGAGCUACACUAUACUGAUCAACUACUGCACUCUAAAACCAGGCCUUCAGUUUCAUUGUGCAACCCCUGGAGGUG